Messenger RNA from Syngnathoides biaculeatus (alligator pipefish), 1566 nucleotides. Its product is annotated as ADP-ribosylation factor-like protein 5B. Gene Ontology annotation, cellular component: trans-Golgi network; cytoplasm. NCBI's taxonomy places the organism in Eukaryota, Metazoa, Chordata, Actinopteri, Syngnathiformes, Syngnathidae. The transcript is spliced from 6 exons. Bases 380 to 919 code for a protein of 179 amino acids. Gene Ontology annotation, molecular function: GTP binding; GTPase activity. The record is from RefSeq and is a predicted model, not a curated record. Gene Ontology annotation, biological process: intracellular protein transport; vesicle-mediated transport; protein localization to Golgi membrane.
UCUCCAUUUUUCUUUCUCUGCAGGCUGCAGUCGAAGCUGAAGGGCGAGCGGUGUCGGUCAUCCCGCUCGAUGUGCAGCCUGGCGCACAGUUCUCUUGGCACCGAACCGGCUCCGUCAACCCCGUCCUCCCCGAAUCUUUCGUCGCAGCCCAGCAUAUUUUUUUUCCAUGCAAAGCGGACCGGUGUUCACCUGGGGCCCGUUUCGGGAGGUGGAAAAACAAAAAAAAAGUCGCCGUAAGCUCGUAGCUUAGCUCGGACGCCGUGUGGACUUCCAGCCUGGUACCGAAGCGACGGAUGUGAGGAACAAAGAACGGACGGACCGACGGACAUCGCCGUCACUCUUUCUUUUUCUUUUUUUUUUUCUUUUUUUUUUUUAAACAAUGGGCCUUAUAUUCGCCAAACUGUGGAGCUUCUUCUGUAACCAAGAGCACAAGGUGAUCAUCGUCGGCCUGGACAACGCCGGCAAGACCACCAUCCUGUACCAGUUCCUGAUGAAGGAGGUGGUCCACACGUCGCCCACCAUCGGCAGCAACGUGGAGGAGAUCGUGGUGAAGAACACGCACUUCCUCAUGUGGGACAUUGGCGGCCAGGAGUCGCUCCGGGCCUCCUGGAACACGUACUACUCCAAUACGGAGUUUGUCAUCUUGGUGGUGGACAGCACAGACAGAGAGCGUCUGGUCAUCUCCAAAGAGGAACUCUACCGGAUGUUAGCUCACGAGGACCUGCGCAAAGCGGCCGUGCUGAUCUUCGCCAACAAGCAGGACAUGAAGGACUGCAUGUCGGCGGCCGAGAUCUCCAAGUACAUGACGCUGAGCUCCAUCAAGGACCACCCGUGGCACAUCCAGUCCUGCUGCGCCCUCACCGGGGAAGGCUUAUGUCAAGGCCUAGAGUGGAUGACGUCACAGGCUGGACUCAGAUAGCCCCCCCCCCCCCACCCCCAUCUUCAUGGACUUCUGAGGGCGAACCCAUCUUUUUCUCACUUUGAGGAAAAACAAACCCGACGGCACGACCACGUCGACAAGCGAGUUUUUGUGCCAUGACUUUUGCACGCCGGUGUCCAUUUAAGGGAAGUCUUUUUCAUUUCUACUGAUGAGUUCAAGGACAUAAAAAAAAAAAAAAAUGACCCCCCCCCCACAUUUUCUUUUUUGUCACACGUAAGCUACUUUGCAGUUGGUGGUUUGGCUCCACGAGCAAAAAUGUGCUUAAUUCUAGUUUUCCUUCUUUUUAUCCCCUCCUCGUCUCCCCUCUUGGACAAACUGUUCUUUUUUUUAUGACAGUAUUUUAAAUUCCACUAUUUAAUGUCAUCCUUUCUCAGUGUUUAGCCAGAGGAUCUCCCCCCCCACCCCUCAGAUAAAUGGUGCUCUUGCAUGUGCGCAAGUUUGUAAAAACUCCAACAGGGGGUGGGGGGGGGCCCACACACAGUACUUGGGCCGCGUCCUACCUAGUCAGUCAAAAAUACUUGAGCCGAAGCCUUAAGCGCAGUCUUGUGUCUCUGUAAGAUUCAAUCAAGAUGUCUUCUCAAAAGGAGCUCGUGUUACAUUUAUGACAAUUAAAUAUUUUUGAGUCA